Messenger RNA from Melitaea cinxia (Glanville fritillary), 811 nucleotides. RefSeq lists its product as uncharacterized. The transcript has a single exon. Lineage: Eukaryota; Metazoa; Arthropoda; Insecta; Lepidoptera; Nymphalidae. The record is from RefSeq and is a predicted model, not a curated record. Bases 24 to 770 code for a protein of 248 amino acids.
CGUUGUUACACUAUCCUGUGAAAAUGAUCACGAUCGCGUUCUUAGCUGUUGUGGCGUGUGCAAGCGCCGCACCACACUUCCGUCAUCACUAUAGUCACCGUCCAUUCUAUCAGGAACCAUUUUACCAGGAGCCAUUCAGCUAUGAUAGCGAGUCCAGUCUGGAAAGAUUUAUGGACAGCCAGAUGUUUGACACGAGAGGCUUCUGGGAAGAACUGAGUAGAGAGAUGAUGGGCUUGAACGCAAUGAUCGAGGAUUUGUACAAGCGUUUCCCGACCAAUUUAUCUGAAGAGAAAGUUGAAGGAAAUAAGUAUAAAAUCAAUAUUGCUCUUUCUGGUUUCGUUGAGAACGAGAUUGUAGUUAAGGCGAAGAAAGGACUGCUGAUCAUACAAGCUGUACAUGAAGCUGAACACGAGCCGGGGAAGAGUUAUCUGGACGUGAGGACUCUCCCAGAUGUUGUGGAUGUCAACGGCAGCUGGACAUACGAAAAUGGCUUACUUAAGAUCGUUUUCCCCCUGGAACAUAAGAGUGAAGUUGAACCAGCAGUAACAGAGGUUCCAGUCACUCAGGCACCGGAGCAUAGUCGUGAAUCAGUAGAAUUUGACAUGAAGACAUCUGGUAUCCAGGAUGCUGAUGUCGGUGCUACGAAACGAGUUACAGCUGAAGAUAACAGCAUAUCAACGAAUGAAAUACCGCAAGUACAGACUGUUGAAGCUACCACUUACGCCGUUGACUUGAAAGGCGAAGUAGAACUCGUGCCUGUAGUUUACUAAAUUAAUUAGAUUUUUAUACAAAAGUAAUUAUUUUUGUGAUA